Molecule: messenger RNA, 552 nt
Organism: Brassica oleracea var. oleracea
Lineage: Eukaryota; Viridiplantae; Streptophyta; Magnoliopsida; Brassicales; Brassicaceae
Product: replication protein A 14 kDa subunit B
Exons: 3
Coding region: 92-412 (106 amino acids)
Biological process (GO): DNA replication; DNA recombination; DNA repair
Cellular component (GO): nucleus
Molecular function (GO): DNA binding
Source: RefSeq, a predicted model, not a curated record
CCGAAAAAAACACUCUCCAUCUCCUCAUUAGUAAAAUUAGGGUUUUUUCUUCCCGCCACUUGCCUACUUCGCCGGAAAUCGUCUUCCCGAGAUGGAUACUUCAAGUCCUGCUGCUUUUGUGAAUGGAGCUUUGUUGAGACGUUACAUUGGUCAGAAAGUGAGAGCUGUUGUUCAGGUGAUCCGGUCUGAUAUUGGAUCCGUCACUGGGAAAUCGACUGAUGAUCAGCAGAUUGUUGUCAAAGGCUCGCCUCCUCCCUCUCUGACCACUUACCUCGAGGUGAUUGGAAUCGCUGAGAGCGAGAACACAAUUCGAGCUGAUGUUUGGACCAACUUUGGUGACAAUUUCGAUGCAGGGAACUACAAUGAGCUAUGUAAGCUCGCGAAUGGGGAGUUUAGACACAUGUUCAUCUAGAAUUACUGGCGAUGAAUCUCGGAAGCUCUUCUUGUUUGGUGUUAGUUUCUUCGGUUUUAUGUAUGGAAAAACUCUUAUGUUUCAUCAUGUGACUUGCUAUGUUAAUCUGACUUAUGAAUCAUAUGCUUUCUGGUUUAGUG